ACUGACACGUCGAUAUUAGCAAACAAUCAAAAAUUGUAAUUUUGUAUAGGACGAAGGUCUCAAUAUUAUUCAGAUCCAUUGCAACGAUACAUUGUAUUAGCGAUCUGAGAGGUGCACAGUUAUAGUUAUAGAUAGAAGUUAGAUAGAAGUUAUAGGUGUUGUAAAAAAAUAUUCAUUCAUUUUUAAGACGAAAAUUGACUAUAACCUGACUACUUCUCUCAUGACAAUCCUGACACACUUUUACAUUUAACAGCUAGAAAGAGGAUACUGUGACUAAACAUCCUAGACAGGUUUCAUUCAAAAGCGUCAAACAUCUGAAUCCACGCGAAGGCGAUAGCAAACAUGUUCCGAAUUUUUGGUUAUUUGUGGAGAUGGGCUUUUCCACAACCAUGGCGGCAAUCUUCAACCUGGGACAUAGAGACUAUGAAAAAGGAAGUAAUGAAAGAAGAAGAAGAAAAGCAGAUAAAUGUGUUGAUUCUAGGUCCAGUUGGAGCAGGAAAAUCCAGUUUUAUCAAUUCUAUUAUAAGCAUUGUUAAAAAUCGACAAUAUGGCAUGGCAGCAGCACAUGGAAAAUUCACAAAGUCCUGGACAAAAACAUUGGAUGAAUAUCGAUGUAGGAACUUACGUUUAUUUGAUUGUGUUGGCGUGGCACAAACUGAAGAAGAAGGGUUUCUCAUAGAUGAUUUAUUGUUCUUGAUCAAAGGGAAUAUCAUGGAAGGAUACGUGUUUGAUCCAGUCAAGUCAAUAAAACAAAACGGAGAGGAAGGCAAACGCUUUUUUAAAGACGAGCCGGGUUUGAAUGAUCAGAUGCAUUGCGUUAUUUUUAUUGUUGAUUCAACAUCAAUCAAUUCAACUAUUUCAGACGAAUUGGUAGAAAAAAUUGAUAACCUGCAAGUCAAACUUUGUGAUGAGCAUAUUCCCAGGAUCUUGAUUUUGACAAAGGUUGAUAAACUUUGUGAUAUGGUGGCUAACAACAUAAAGAAUGUGUUUAGGAGCAGAGCCGUUCAACAAAUCGUGAAAACAGCAUCUGAGAAGUUUGGGAUUGAAGAGGCAUCCAUUCAUCCAGUCAAAAACUAUGUGGAUGACUUUGACAUACUAAAUGAGAUGAAUAUCCCGCUCUUGAUUGCCCUAAGGCAGGCGAAGAACUAUGCAGAAGAUAGAAUUGAAUAUUUUCUUCAGCACAAGGAAGGACAAUGAGAAUAUUUCAUGAAAUAUUUACAUAGCUUAUAAAUUGCUAAAACGUCACACAUUGGUUAUUGUAUCAUGGUGUGGUUUUUUUUUAUUUUUAGCAUAUUAGUUUAUACACUUUUGUAGAUUGUGAUAUAAAUGUUCUUGACAAAUAGUUAUUACUAUAAGUACAUGCGAUAACACAUCAUGUUGUUAAUCAAAGAGAGUAUGAAUGGUAACGAUCAAGUCUGUAUUAUUGUUUCAUUAUAUUUUCGAAUAGUUAUUGACUAUACUUACAAAUGAAUGUGAUAAAUAUUUGUUAUCUUAAAACAUCGAAACAUAUCUUUCAAUCACUGUAAAUCAAUUGAAUGAGAGUGCUUUUUAUAGUUAAUUGCACAAACGUGGACACGCUAACAAAGAAUAAAAUUUGUUGGGGUUUUUUUUCAGAAAGGAUUGAAUAAA
Messenger RNA from Ruditapes philippinarum (Manila clam), 1629 nucleotides. RefSeq names its product interferon-induced protein 44-like. The coding region runs from base 343 to 1197 and encodes 284 amino acids. Lineage: Eukaryota; Metazoa; Mollusca; Bivalvia; Venerida; Veneridae. The transcript has 7 exons. The record is from RefSeq and is a predicted model, not a curated record. Gene Ontology annotation, molecular function: GTP binding.